Molecule: messenger RNA, 2366 nt
Organism: Canis lupus familiaris (dog)
Lineage: Eukaryota; Metazoa; Chordata; Mammalia; Carnivora; Canidae
Gene: CREB3L1
Product: cAMP responsive element binding protein 3 like 1
Exons: 12
Coding region: 131-1693 (520 amino acids)
Biological process (GO): regulation of transcription by RNA polymerase II
Molecular function (GO): cAMP response element binding; DNA-binding transcription factor activity, RNA polymerase II-specific
Source: RefSeq, a predicted model, not a curated record
CCUCCCCGGGGCUUCGCCCCGGACCUGCCCCCGCCCGCUAGCCGGCGCUCAGGCCGGAGCUCUGGGCCGGGCGCGCCGCCGCCCUGGAGUGAGGGAAGCCCAGGCGAGGGGGUCUCCGGGGCCGGCCGCGAUGGACGCCGUCUUGGAGCCCUUCCCGGCCGACAGGCUGUUCCCCGGAUCCAGCUUCCUGGACUUGGGGGAUCUGAACGAGUCGGAUUUCCUCAACAAUGCGCACUUCCCUGAGCACCUGGACCACUUUGCGGAGAACAUGGAGGACUUCUCCAAUGAUCUGUUCAGCAGCUUCUUUGAUGAUCCCGUGCUGGACGAGAAGAGCCCUCUACUGGACAUGGAACUGGACUCCCCCACACCAGGCAUCCAGGCUGAGCACAGCUACUCCCUGAGCGGUGACUCGGCACCUCAGAGCCCCCUUCUGCCCAUCAAGAUGGAGGACACCACCCAAGACGUGGAACAUGGAGCAUGGGUGCUGGGACACACACUGUGCUCCGUCAUGGUGAAGCAGGAGCAGAGCCCGGAGCUGCCCGUGGACCCUCUGGCCGCCUCCUCGGCCAUGGCCGCCGCUGCCGCCAUGGCCACCACCCCGCUGCUGGGCCUCAACCCCCUGUCCAGGCUGCCCGUCCCCCACCAGGCCCCAGGAGAGAUGACUCAGCUGCCAGUGAUCAAAGCAGAGCCCCAGGAGGUGAAUCAGUUCCUCAAAGUGACACCAGAGGACCUGGUGCAGAUGCCUCUGACGCCCCCCAGCAGCCACGGCAGCGACAGUGACGGCUCCCAGAGUCCCCGCUCUCUGCCCCCCUCCAGCCCUGUCCGGCCCAUGGCCCGCUCCUCCACGGCCAUCUCCACCUCCCCACUUCUCACCGCCCCUCACAAAUUACAGGGGACAUCAGGGCCACUGCUCCUGACAGAGGAGGAGAAACGCACCCUGAUUGCUGAGGGCUACCCCAUCCCCACGAAACUCCCCCUCACCAAAGCUGAAGAAAAGGCCUUAAAGAGGGUGCGGAGAAAAAUCAAGAAUAAGAUCUCGGCCCAGGAGAGCCGCCGUAAGAAGAAGGAGUACGUGGAAUGUCUAGAAAAGAAGGUGGAGACAUUUACAUCAGAGAACAACGAACUGUGGAAGAAGGUAGAGACCCUGGAGAAUGCCAACAGGACCCUGCUCCAGCAGCUGCAGAAACUCCAGACUCUGGUCACCAACAAGAUCUCAAGACCUUACAAGAUGGCCGCCACCCAGACUGGGACCUGCCUCAUGGUGGCAGCCUUGUGCUUCGUUCUGGUGCUGGGCUCACUUGUGCCCUGCCUCCCUGAGUUCUCCUCCAGCUCCCAGACUGUGAAGGAAGACCCCAUGGCCACUGACAGCGUCUACACAGCCAGUCAGAUGCCCUCCCGGAGCCUCCUGUUCUAUGACGAGGGGGCAGGCUCGUGGGAGGAUGGCCGCGGUGCCCUGCUGCCUGUGGAGCCCCCAGAUGGCUGGGAAAUCAACCCCGGGGGGCCGGCGGAGCAGCGGCCCCAGGACCACCUGCAGCAUGACCACCUGGACAGCACCCACGAGACCACCAAGUACCUGAGUGAGGCCUGGCCAAAAGACAUCGGUGGAAACGGCACCAGCCCCGACUUCUCUCACCCCAAGGAGUGGUUCCGUGAGAGGGAUCUGGGCCCCAAUACCACCAUCAAACUCUCCUAGGCCGCGCCAAGACCCAGGACACAGGACCUACCCUCUGGCACCCAGAAGAGGGAUUGUCUUGCUCUCUAACCCGGAUCCAGCUUGUACCCCUGUCCCCUGGGCUCCCACCCCAGGAGAAAGGGUUCCACUUCUCCCCAGCCCUAUCUUUGCCCCAAUCUUUACCAGGGCCCCUCCUUUCCCCACCACAUUUGGACUGUUCCCUUGGGCCGACCACUCUGUUCUCACCCCUCCCUCCCACAGUCAUCCGUCCUUCUCAGAUAAACCACUCACUGGGCUAACCCCCUCCUUUCUCAUCAUGACCAACACGACCACUGCCUGCCCGCCCCCUCCCCGCAAACACACCCACCAACAUACCGACACACCCCCCCACCCCCGCCCCACUGUACAGAGACCAAGAACAGAAAUUGUUUGUAAAUAAUGAACCUUAUUUUUUAUUAUUGCCAAUCCCCUAAGAUAUUGUAUUUUACAAGUCUCCAUCCUCCCUUCACCCCUCCCUUGUUUUAUAUUUUAUAAAGUUAGUGCGGGCUUUGCUGUUCCCGGGCCCUCAUCUGGCCUCCCCCUGCCGCCGCCCAAGCCGCCAGGCCUUUUUAAUUGCCAGACUGCUUCAUCCAUCAGCUCAGCACAUGCUUUAAGAAGGCAAAAGUAAAAAAAAAAAAAAAAGAUGCAGCAUCAA